Acanthosepion pharaonis is the source of this 669-nucleotide messenger RNA. NCBI's taxonomy places the organism in Eukaryota, Metazoa, Mollusca, Cephalopoda, Sepiida, Sepiidae. The record is from the annotation of a GenBank genome assembly.
AUGACUUUUUUCCCGCUGCAAACUAUAGCUGUCCAAAGGAAUAUAAAUUUGCAGCACACCUUAAAUCUAUCUAUCUAUCUAUCUAUCUAUCUAUCUAUCUAUCUAUCUAUCUAUCUAUCUGUUAAUGGUGGUGGUAAUGGUAGUGAUGGUGUUGGUGGUGAUGGUAGUAAUGGUGGUAAUGGUGGUGGUAAUGGUAGUGAUGGUAGUCGUAAUGGUAGUGAUGGUGGUGGUGUUGGUGGUGAUAGUAGUAAUGGUGGUAAUGGUGGUGGUAAUGGUAGUGAUGGUGGUGGUGUUGGUGGUGAUGGUAGUAAUGGUGAUAAUAGUGGUUGUGGAGGUGAUUGUGAUGGUGAUAGUAGUGAUGGUGGUGGUGUUGGUAGUGAUGGUGUUGGUGGUGAUGGUAGUUAUAGAGGUGGUGAUGGUGGUGGUUUUGCUGCUGUAGUUUCCCAAAGGGCUGAGGGUAGUUUACAGGAGGCCUGCUCACGAGUGAAGACUAUGGCUUUUGGCAAAGUUGAUUCCACUAUCUAUCUAUCUAUCUAUCUAUCUAUCUAUCUAUCUCAGAUUGUUCGCAUCUAUCUAUCUAUCUAUCUAUCUAUCUAUCUAUCUAUCUAUCUGACUUUCACAGUCUGUUCAUAUCUAUCUAUCUAUCUAUCUAUCUAUCUAUCUAUCUAA